CAAUGCUGUAGAUCACGUUUAAGCAUUGUCUUUCCAUUGCAUUGGUAUUUACCUUACCUUAGGUACCUAGGUACGUAGGUAGGUAUUCAUUCACCUUACCUAUAAUCAGCUAGGCGAGCCUGGAUUUUCCUGCACUACUAUCAGCAAUUUCCCACAUAACAAAAAAUACAUUCGCAAUCUGCUGCAAUUGAUGUGACAAUGUCACACCUUUUGGCACGUCGAUUACUGGGCGCUGUGGCUAAGCCUUCGUUCCGGACCUGGACCCGGGCGCCGACCUUGAACCAACAGGCAGUUCGACAUGAACAUGUCAACGUCAAGGCCAGCAAUGCCAAGAAUGAUUUCGUAUCAUUGCCUAUAGUCUCGAUUUCAAGUCCAGACUUCAUCACUUUACCAACCGCACAUCUUAAAAGAAGGCGAAAUAUACAAACGACUGCUCGACGGGAAGCAUUUGACAACUGUCGCUGCACCGAGUGUGUGAACCAGGAUACUAUGCAGAGAAACUUUGAUACCUUUUCCAUCCCCCGUGAUAUACGCCCUGUUGAAGCUGUUAUCGAAGGCGACGAUCUGCACGUUACCUUCAUAAUAUCUCUACUACAAGGGGACCACGAAAACCACCGUAGCGUCUAUUCGUUAGACUUCAUCUGUAGCUACCUAUUUCGCAACUGCAACUCACCCGGAUUUCAAGCACCUGUCUUAUGGACUGCCCCCGAUAUUCAAAAUGACCCUCCGACAGUUGCAUUUGAUGAGGUCAUGAACCCAGACUCGGAGGAAGGAAUUGCAAAAUUAACCAAUUUGAUUCAAUCACAUGGCUUCGCCUUUGUGUCCAACACUCCUGUGUCUCCCCACGAGACAAAAAGAUUGUUGGAGCAUAUCGGCCCAAUCCGCAAUACACACUAUGGCGGCUUCUACGACUUUAUUCCAGACCUGGCCCUGGCCGACACGGCGUACACGAAUCUUGCCCUUCCUGCCCACACCGACACCACCUACUUCACCGAGCCCGCACGCCUGCAGGCUUUCCACCUCCUCUCUCACCACCCUCCUCCAUCAACUCCGUCGGGCGCCGUAGCCGAAGGUGGCAAAUCGCUACUCGUCGACGGCUUCAAAGCGGCCGACAUCCUAAAGGAAGAAGACCCACAUGCGUACAACAUCCUGACCAAGCAAGUAGUACCCUGGCAUGCUAGCGGGAAUAAGGGCAUCGCCAUCAGGCCGAGCCGCAUGGUCCCGGUGUUGGAAACGACAGGUACCCGCCGGAGCCUCAUGCGUGUGCGAUGGAACAACGACGAUCGUGGGGUGCUGCCUUUUUUCGGAAAGGAGGGGAACGAAGCGCGUUGGUAUGCGGCGGCAAGGAAAUGGAACGAGACCAUCAAGAUGAAGGAGAUGGAGUACUGGGUGCAGCUCACCCCCGGUAACGUACUGAUUUUUGACAACUGGCGAGUCCUCCACGGUAGGAGCGCCUUUGAGGGUGUCAGGAGGAUCUGCGGAGGUUACAUCAAUCACGACGAUUUUAUGUCCCGCUGGAGAAAUACCAACUUCUCUCCAAAGGUGGUCCGUCGGCAGGUGGUUGGGUGAGGGGUUGAUGUAGAGGUAGUGCAGACAGACUGUGCCAUUCGGGACAAGGCUAUCCUUCUAACCGAUCGCGAUUAAGCUGACCUCACCAUAGAUGGCAAAAGAUAAGCAAGCACCAAUUGCUUUUUGAAAACUUGGUUACUGCUUGCAGAAAGUUGGUGCCAAGCAUAACCUUGUUCAUGAAUCAGGGGCAUUACAAGUUCCCCACAAUCAGUUCGGAGCCCCUCCAAAUCUGAUCACCCACAUUCACCAGCCCUCUGGUCUUCUUACAGUGAGUGUGUGUGGUACGACACCUAUUCUAGGCCUAGGGAGAAUUGAACAAGAUCUACAAUACAAACCAAACCUACCACCACUACCACCAAACAUAAGCCUUGGCGUCCUUGGGUUUUAUUGAUUAGAUACUUGCUCUCUUGAAUUCAUGUAUGCCAAUGUUUUUUUUUAUCAGCAACCAGCAGCAAUAAACUUGACGAGUCGCCGAUAAAACUCAGUGACUUAAGACGAAACAUUACGAACGAAAUCCUUGGGCUGCAUUCAAGCGCUCCACUAUAGACGUCAUUGCCCGCCAUGUGUUGCUCGCCCGCGAAAGAGCACGUAGCUGCGGGCGCCCUUCCGUUCUUGUGCUGCCACGUCUCGUAGUGGGCGAUUAUAUGGACCUCGCUGAGUACCUUUUUGGUUCAUCCCACCUUUGUUGUUGUAUGGGUUCCCACAAACCACGCUUGCCCAAAGACAUUGACUACUAUACAAGCACACAAGCACACGUAUACACCCAUCAAUAAGAAACAUACAAAAAAGCAAAGAUGGCGGAAACCAUGAAGGACGGCAAGUUUCCCCACGACAACAUGGUGGCACCCAAGUCGAACCGCGUCAUGCCCCUCUUCUCGCUCAAGGGCCGCACCGCCAUCGUGUCUGGCGCCGGUGCCGGCAUCGGACUUGCUGUGGCGGAGGCGUUUGCCGAGGCUGGCGCCAACGUUGCCAUCUGGUUCAACAGCAAUAAGGAGGCGCACGAACGCGCAAAGGAUAUCGAGCGCGAGUAUGGUGUUACUUGCAAGGCAUACCAAGUCAACGUAACGUCGUACGAGGAGGUUGAGAAGGCGAUCAACCAAGGCGUCAAGGACCUCAACGGCCGCCUCGACGUCUUCGUGGCCAACUCUGGCGUCGCGUGGGAGCAGGGUCCCCUGCUGGACGGCGGGCUUGACCACUACAAGAAGGUCAUGACGACCAACAUGGACGGCACCAUCUACUGCGCGCGGGUUGCGGGACAGCAUUGGAGGCGGCAAAAGAAGGAAGGGACCACCAUCGACGGCAAGCCGCUCGAGAACUACACGUACGGCAGCUUCAUCGCGACGGGAUCCAUGAGCGGUCACAUCGUCAACGUGCCACAGCUGCAGACGGCUUACAACGCGGCCAAGGCCGGCAUUAUCCACAUGUGCCGCAGCCUGGGAGUUGAGUGGACCGGGUUCGCCAGGGCAAACUCGGUGUCGCCGGGCUACAUCAACACCGAGAUCUCGUCCUUUGCCCCGCCAGAGGUCAAGAAGGCCUGGAAGGACAAGAUCCCCAUGGGCAGGGAGGGAGAGACGAGCGAACUCAAGGGUGUCUACUUAUACCUGGCUUCGGAUGCGUCGUCGUACACGACCGGGACGGAUAUCUGCGUCGAUGGUGGGUACGCGGCGCCGUGAUUGGGUGGUAGACUAUAAUGAGGUUGUGGGGGAAAAUGUUGUGGAAUGUAGACUGGGACUUUUGAUUCAAUUGGCUCGGUUGGGUUUCGGAGCGGAAAAGAGUGUGGUAGUAAGAAUUACGAGAUAUCAGCUUAAUGUCCAGGGGAG
Molecule: messenger RNA, 3389 nt
Organism: Pyricularia grisea
Lineage: Eukaryota; Fungi; Ascomycota; Sordariomycetes; Magnaporthales; Pyriculariaceae
Exons: 10
Coding region: 199-1569 (456 amino acids)
Biological process (GO): carnitine biosynthetic process
Cellular component (GO): mitochondrion
Molecular function (GO): trimethyllysine dioxygenase activity; iron ion binding
Source: RefSeq, a predicted model, not a curated record